Nymphaea colorata (pocket water lily) is the source of this 732-nucleotide messenger RNA. Its product is annotated as auxin-induced protein 15A-like. Bases 96 to 380 code for a protein of 94 amino acids. The record is from RefSeq and is a predicted model, not a curated record. Lineage: Eukaryota; Viridiplantae; Streptophyta; Magnoliopsida; Nymphaeales; Nymphaeaceae. The transcript has a single exon. Gene Ontology annotation, biological process: response to auxin.
CUUCCACACCAUCUACUCCUUGCUCUUCAUCAGCUCUUACCUCCUUCUUUCUCCUCCUUUGCUACCAAUCACUGUCUACCCAAGUAAAAAGAAUCAUGGGGAUCCGUUUGCCUCAGUUGGUUCUUGCUAAGAAGGCGAUCCAACGAACUCUUAGCAGCAGUCGGUCAUCAGUUGCAGCUGACACACCAAAGGGCCACUUUGCCGUGUAUGUUGGUGAAAGCCGAAGACGAUUUGUUGUCCCGACGUCAUACCUGAAGAAUCCCAUCUUCCUGGAAUUGUUAGAGAAGGCAGAGGAAGAGUUUGGGUACAAUUCUAGCAUGGGACUCACCAUUCCAUGUGAUGAAGACGCCUUCAUGGCCCUCAUAGAGCAGCUAAGUUGAGUUAGAAGACGAUUUCAUGAUCUGACCAAAUUUUUUGGUAGUGUAACGUGAAGCAAUCGGCUUGUAAUUUGCAUAGAAGUGGAGCGGAAUCCCAUUCUUGUAUCAUACAUCUAAAUGUAAAUCAAAGUUAUACUCCACACCAUCCAUUGGCUCUGGAUCUGUUUGUAAUAAGCUCAACACAGAUUCGACGUCAUGUGGUCGAAUUGCUCGCAGACGAAUUACUGCGGCUUCGCGUGGAUCCUUUGACGAUAAAUUAAACCUCUUUCCGAAAGUUUCUAAGACAUCUUUCUACAUAAGCAUGUUACUCGGGCAAAAACUGCAUUUUCUACGGCACAUAUGCAAGCAGAAAGGC